GUCGUUGAUAUAUCGACAGGGCAGCAACGUGUGCCGCGAUUGGUUGCUUUUCUCGCAUAUGCAAAUGGACUUACCUUCUCUCUCUUUAAUCGUGGUUUCGUUGCAGCAGUAAGUAGUAGCCGGUACACGCGAGGUAAAAAGGCGCGUUCGCGCUCGCGACCAGAGAACUCGCCUUUCCUUGCCGGGCGGAGCCGCGCGUGAUCCGCGUUUCUUUGCGAUUGGAGCACCAUUCCCCACCGACGCUGCUUGUUUCCCCACCAGCAUAAGCGUCCAGGCGUCCGUCCGCUGCUUUUCGUUCCAAUCUAACCUCUUCGUCGUACACUCAGCCUUUCGAACCGAGGUUAGUGUUGCUUCAUCUCUUUCCUUCUUUGUGCAACUCCCCCACUUUGCGUUCCACGGUCCGUGUACGCGUCCGCGUUCCCCGUGGCCGGUAGGCGGCCGACCGGGCGUACGUGGGCCCUCUAGUGUAGCUGCACACAUGCACGCGACAGCAUCUGACCGCCGUACCAGCCGCCGCAGCCGUAGCUGCCACCGUCGUAGCUCGUCGCGGAUGCUCGUGUGCCUGCGAUAACGAUACUUUGCUCUUUCUACGAUCCCGCACCGCGGACAGCUCAAUUCUCGCGAGAGGAAAGCUGACGCGCGGUGUGUGUGAACCUAUGACGAAACGGUACCGCACGUGUGGAACGCGGAACCACGGGAGUAAUUGCCAGCGUCGAAACAGUGAGACAGUGAAUAUUCGUGACAGUUUCUAAUGGCAUUGGAAGGAUUCUGAAAUAGAUUUACGAUCCAACUCGUAAUUUACGAUGCUCGUGUUCGUUUCGGUGAUUAGCAUCGGAAUCGUUCGUGAAUUCGCCGAUGGGUGACGCUGGGUAUCUGAUGCGUCACUGACAGAUCGGAAAGACAAUAGGAUUUUUGAAUAUUCGCGGGCUAUAAAAGACACGAUUCUCGCGGUAAAAACGCGGGAAACUUCGGUAAUAACCGUUGACAGUUGGCGUUGGUGUCGAUUCAAAAUUUACGUGAGAUCUGGUGUUUGGCAUUCGGAUGACAAGUGAAUUGAACGAGAAACGUGGCCAGGAACGAUAUACGAAGGAAAUAACGACGACACACACUUGUCACGCUGUUCCGUUUAAUAACUAUAUACAUUAAGAAGUGUUCGUAUAAUGAACGUGAAGGAUAAACGUAUAUAACCAAGUAGUGACUACCGUGCGAGACUGGAAUACGUUCGGAGCGUGUCGAAGGAAUAUAUCUGUGCUCAUUUAUCAGUGUAGUGUUUCUAUAGGAAUAUACUGUGAUAUCAAAGGAUAAUAGACGUCUGAAGGAUCUUUUAUAUUUGUAAUUCGCUUCUGUUUCGUUAACCUCAAUUCCAAAAUAACCUCAAAAAUCUGUAUACUGCACUCGUCUUCGUGGAGCUUUCAUUCUCAAAAGUGCAACACCGACCAUUGACCAUUGCUCGACGCUUUUAACAAACGAUAAAAACGACAAAAGGAUAUCAAAUUCGUACACGGAGGGCGAAGAACAGUUUAGCUUGUCCAACAAAGGGAGCCAGCAGGUGACCACGUUGGAUUUCGCGGCGUUGGCUGCUUACGGGGGCGUUUCGGGACCCAGGGUCGCGGUGGCGGGUACCGGGGUCCUCGCGCUACCCGGCCUGAUACCCGAUAAGGGUUUAUCAUCGCCCGGAGGACAGUCGAAAACAAAGUCCGCAGGGCUGGCGGGCCUCGACAGCGAGGCGGUGCGCCGGUGGGUCGCCGAGGCCGCGCGAACCGUCCGGCAAAUUCCGCCUCCGGUUGUGAUACCAUCCAGUUCGCAGCAACAGCAGCAACACCAGCAACAAUCUAUUCAACAGCAGCCACAGCACAGGCAACAACAUCAUCAUUCCAUCCAUCGACAGCGUCAAGAGUCUAGCCCACCUUUGGUGGGCGCCUCCCCUUUCGUUCUGCCGUCGUCGAUGACGCAGACCCCCAGCAUGCAUCUGCUGGAGAACAACAACCUGGUGGAGGUUGCGAUGGUUCAACAGCAGCAACAAUCGCAACAGCAGAUGCAGAUGCAGCAACAGAAGCAAAAGCAGACCAGCCCGACGAACAACAACACGAUCGAGGCUUGGAGGUCUAUACAGGGUGGCCACCAAUGGUGGAGUCCACCGAGCACCGUUCAUCAAGAGCAGCAGCAGCAGCAGCAGCAGCAACAACAGCAGCAGCAGCAACAGCAACAACAACAACAACAACAACAAGUAUCGCCUAUAGGACAGCAAGUUGUUCAGUCCCAGAGUUUGGUCGUUGGCUCGGUUUGUGGACAAGUACAGAGACAGUCGCAGAUACAAUCGGAGAUCGAUCAACCUUUGGACUUUUCGGUCGGUUCCCUUCAACAACAGAGGCUACAUUCUCGCGUAAGGACUAUGUACGAGAGACUGCAGGAUAGGAUACACGACAAUAAUAAUGGAACAACCGGUAGCGGGCAGAAGAUCGGCAGAGGGACGGGAAGCAGAAGAAGUUACAGUCCCAGUGAGGGUAGCAGCAGCAGCAGCGAAGAUGAAGGAGUCUCCACCGGCGGUAGCCCUUCCGGUCCACUUCGAGGCACCGAAAAUGACUCGUGCGAGCAGCCGAUCGCGGAUCGACCUUACGGCAAACUUUGGAUAGGCGAUAACGAGGUUGCGUGGCGGACCGAACAGUCUUUCAAGAGGACCUCACCCCUAAACCCCUGCACCACCACGACUACCACGACAACGACAGGUGGUGGAGCACUGGCACACCCCCACCUGUCACCACCCAUUGCCGCUCCCGUGACCACUCCCGAUCACAGAAGCCCUAGCAGCCUCCACGUGAAGCUUGGAAUUUCUCCUGCAAGCGACGCGCUCGGCCGAAUCGAUAAGGAGCCAGCCUCGCCGGAAUCCAUACAAGAUGCGGAUCUUCAUGGCGAGGUGGACGGACCCGAACUCAGUGGCGACGACAGGAGUAUCACGAGUGAUAUCCAAGAUGCCACCGAGGCGAACCUCGACCAUGAUUCCAUGGACUCGGAUAGGGAAGCUCUUAAUCUGGUCACAGACGUGUCGCAUCGUAACAGCAGCAGUGGUACCAGCGGUAGCGCCUCUUCGCCUAGUUCCGGGGUGAGCAGUCAGAUAACCGGAAGUCAUCAGCAGCAACAACACACGGCAGGCCAGCAGAACAGCAGCAACUCCCAAGCUGCACUGGCUGCUCAACUAGUCAGCCAACAAUUGCUGAUGCACGGAUCUCUGGGUGCCCUUGGACCUCAGGAGAUCCAGGCGUUGGCCUCCACGUUUCAGCAGCAACAGCAGUCUCUGCAGCAACAGUUGCAGCAGUUGGCCAUGUUUCAGCAAGCAAAUUCGGCUGCUGCAGGUCAACUUCCGGCUCAGGCGCAAUUCUUUUUGCAGAAUCAGGGGCUGUUGCAGAGCGGUGGCUACUCCUCAAGAUCCAGUCAUCCGCGCUCACAGUCCAUGCAGGUGCAGCAAGCAGUGGUGCAGGCAGCCCAACAACUGCAAGCUCUCCAGAAGCAGCAGGCUGUUCAAGGAAGCGGAGGCCUAGUUGGUCGAAGUUUAACCCAACAAAGAUCACCUCCGCCUCCUGGCACACCUCCAGCUGUGAAACAACCACCUCCAAGGCUGGAACCGUCGCCGGAAGAGACCACGGACCUCGAGGAGUUAGAACAGUUCGCCAAAACCUUCAAACAGAGGCGGAUCAAGCUUGGUUUCACUCAAGGCGACGUUGGCCUCGCCAUGGGAAAACUUUACGGAAACGAUUUUUCCCAGACAACGAUCUCGAGGUUCGAAGCGUUAAAUCUUUCCUUCAAAAAUAUGUGCAAGUUGAAACCCCUCCUACAAAAAUGGCUGGAGGAUGCAGACAACUCAUUGAACAAUCCCGGUUCACUUUCGAACCCGCUCACAACCCCGGAAGCCAUCGGUAGGCGGCGGAAAAAAAGGACAUCGAUAGAAACAAGCGUGAGGGUGGCACUGGAGAAAGCUUUCGUACAAAAUCCAAAACCCACCUCGGAAGAAAUUACUGUAUUAGCAGACAGUUUGGCCAUGGAAAAGGAAGUGGUUCGAGUGUGGUUUUGCAAUAGACGACAAAAAGAGAAGAGGAUCAAUCCACCAACAGCGGCGAUGGGUAGCCCAACAAUGGCGUCCCCAGCACCAUCGGUUUUCGCAUCACUUGCGAGCUCCAUGUCAGGAAGCCCUCUCGCGCUCACGACGCAUUCCUCGGGCAUGGGCCACUCUCACUCCCAUCCCACACCCCUCGGUUCACCUUUACCUCUUGCCCUGGUCGCAUCAGCAGGUGGAAACUACCAUCCACUUAGCGGCAAGUCUCACGAGUGACACCAACAGCCCGCCCAUCCAGGGGAUACACAUUUUCAUCAACAGCAUCAACAAUCGCAGCAGCAACAGCAACGACGUUUGUGCAAUCUACCCGAGUUCUAUCACUAAUCCGUUGGGUGGCCAAUCGCUGGCGAUGGUUCAGCGACGAUUUGGCGAAAACCCGCCACAGAUUUCGUUGCCAAAGGGAAUUUGGCGCGAUGGAACCGACGGGUUCGAGCAAUACAGGGCCAUGUGAGUGGAGUGGAUGAAGACGGCAUGAUACGAUUCAAAGAAAAACAUAUCCUGAUGUCAAGAAGUCUUUGGAAGAGGUUCAUUUGGGAAGAGGAUGGGGAGAGAAGAGGAACAUUUGCCGGAGAAGAAAAUAUCAUUGGUUUCCUUGAAUAUCAUUCAAGGUAUCUCGUGAAGAGUAUACGAAUCGUGAAGAGACGUUGAGGAGAAAGAUGAAACGUCGACGAGAGACUUUUAGAUAGUUAUUUAAAAAUACAUAGAAGGUAGAACACAUUCGACAAUUUUAAUUUUCGUAUUUCGUUAAAUAAUACUUUUUGUAUUAUUCUCACAGUAUUAUCUUCGAAAUUUUGAUUGAAAUUAUGUGGAACGUAGACUUCGAAGCUUGUCAGAAUUAAUGUGAUUAUUGUUAGAAAAAUAAUGCGGCUCAACUUCGACUCAGAAUUAAAAUACAACGAAACAGCUUUGAAGUCCUCGUUUUUGCGUAGUAUGUGGUACAGGAUCGUUGCCGCCGUUCAACGUUUAUUUAUAAUUAAUAUGAUAUACAGCAAACGGAUAACAUUAAAAUUUUAAUUAAUUUCUGUGACUUAUUUGAAUUAUCAUGAAAUAUUCAUCAAGGGGAAACUAUUCGACGAUACGUAUCAUUAUCGAUUGGUUUUCCUUUUCGAGUUUUCUUUUAUCUAUCGAGUGAUCCAACGUCGCUUCGACUACAUAUUGCAUUAUAUUGUUUCACAAUUUCAAAGAAUUCUAUCAACUUUUCGAGAUUGUGAAAUAAAGAAAGACAAGAUACUUCUCGAAUUCCUUCUCGAGUAAAAUCACGGCGGAACACACGAUUGAAAUAACAACGAACAACGAAAAAGUACACGUUGGAGGAACGAUAAACCUUCCGUUUAUGCCAUUUCAUUGAAUUGAUCGAGGCGGUUCUUUCGAGGAUGGCGAACGCUCUUCAAAGUUUUCACUUCUUCGUGGUAAGCAGGGUUUACAUGCCACUUGCAAGGGAAUCUUCAGGAUCGAAAGGUGUAUUGCUUGUAUUGAAACAGAAUUACAUCGCAAAAAUUUUUGAAUAUUCACUGCCAUCGAAGAAACUUAAACUUAAACAUCGAUAACCGAAUGAGAUAGAUUAUGAUUUCUUCUAAAAUUAAUUGGUUUAAUUAGAUUUUAUGGAUAUUAUAGCGUUUAUUUUCAUCGAACAUAAUUAUCGAAUGUAAUUAAGAUCAGACGAACUUUCGAUCUUCGAGUUUUAAGCAGCCUUGCAUUUGGCAAAGAUGCGGCGAGGUCCGACAAUACGUUUGUAUAUAAUUACGCACACGUUUGCGUGUCUGUCGUCAUACAUAUCCGUGUCCUGAGUUUGUACAUAUAGGAAGAAAUGUGCACGAGGCGUAAUAAUAAAUUUAAAAAAAAAAAAAAAAGAAGGGAGAAUCGAAGGGAAUACGAGGAAUGGGCUCAUUCAUCUUCAUCGUCGAAGAAGUCGAAGAUCUUUGGACGAUCGAUUUUACGACGAAUCAUAAUCACUCAAGCCAAAGUAUCGUCAUGCUUAAUCGUCAAAUAUGUGUGACGUUUAAUUAAAAUAGAAGAAGAAGUAAAUAAAAAAUAGAUUCCUAAGGGGAUGAACAAGAGCGCGCUCGUAUUCUUUGCUUUUUGGACAGACACGAAGAUUAGCAAUUGUAGAUACGUUCUGUACGUGUACAUACGGUAUAUAGAGACAGUUUUAUCAGCGAAUUAUUCCACGUAUAUGUUUGUACGAGUCGAUAUCGAUGGUUUCUUUGAUUCGAAAGUUCGCUUUCCCGCCAUUUUCGCGUUUGAAAAACGCCCACGUGACUUAUGGCGCGUGAACUUUCAUCCUGGAAGCCUGAAAAUCGAUUCUUCGACGAAUGAAUUCUCCCUCUUCUAAUUAAUUAAAGAUUAUAAUCU
Messenger RNA from Apis dorsata (giant honeybee), 6460 nucleotides. Its product is annotated as POU domain, class 2, transcription factor 1-like. Gene Ontology annotation, molecular function: RNA polymerase II cis-regulatory region sequence-specific DNA binding; DNA-binding transcription factor activity, RNA polymerase II-specific. Bases 1946 to 4324 code for a protein of 792 amino acids. NCBI's taxonomy places the organism in Eukaryota, Metazoa, Arthropoda, Insecta, Hymenoptera, Apidae. The transcript has 11 exons. The record is from RefSeq and is a predicted model, not a curated record. Gene Ontology annotation, biological process: regulation of transcription by RNA polymerase II.